Molecule: messenger RNA, 1297 nt
Organism: Exaiptasia diaphana
Lineage: Eukaryota; Metazoa; Cnidaria; Anthozoa; Actiniaria; Aiptasiidae
Product: zinc metalloproteinase nas-6
Biological process (GO): proteolysis
Molecular function (GO): zinc ion binding; metalloendopeptidase activity
Source: RefSeq, a predicted model, not a curated record
UCGACUUCUGAAGRCCGAGCCUUGCGAACGUGGGCUGUUCACCUUAUAAAAGUGCUGCAAAGCUGCGUAUCGAUAKRAUUUGCAUUUGAUUUGUCACAAAGCACAAUUGAGCAGUCUCUCGUACCUGGACAAUAGUCAUAAUAACAUGGYAUUAAGAAUCGUAYUGAUUCUGGCUUUGGCCGGGUUUAGUAUUGCUCAGCCAAAGACCCCUCCUCCUGCCUCUUCAAGUAAUGCUAGUACAGUGUGUGACACUCGUAAGACGACUAAUGGUAAAUGUUGUGUUUUCCCGUUCACGUAUCUGGGAGAAACGUUUUACGACUGCACAAAGAAGAACCUUGGCGUCGAAUGGUGCGCGACUACAACUGACUAUACAUCGAAUAGUAACAAAUGGGGACAGUGYGCCAAAGCACCCAAACCGAUCUUUGAUGUCAUCUUAGAAACGAAUAAUGACAAAAACGAGACGAAAGCACGUUUUGCUCAAGGAGUACAGCUCUUUCAAGGUGACAUCGUAGUUGACAGUGAAAUACGUAGCUUUAUGAAUAGCCGUGGCCUGGUUUUUCCCACUACAGGGCGUACAAAGCGCGCUAUAAUGAGAAAUGAACGUGCCAGAUGGAUUGUAAGAGGCAAAGGACUGGUACCUUAYAAAAUCGAACCAUCUAACUAUCAUGCUCGAGGAGUAAUUCAGCGAGCAAUGAAUCAUUGGAUGGCAAAGGUUCCUUGUCUUAAGUUUGUUAGUUACCGUCCAGGCAUGGGAAAAUAUUUGUCUUUUUUCUCUGGUGGAGGGUGUUAUUCAAUGGUUGGUCGUCAAGGCAACAGUGGUGCUCAGAGGAUCUCUAUUGGUCGAGGAUGUGAGCACAUGGGUGUGGUUGCUCACGAGAUUGGACACGCCCUUGGUUUCUGGCAUGAACAGUCCAGACCAGACCGUGACUCUUACGUUAUCAUUAACUGGCAAAACAUACAACGAGGUUGCAGAUACAAAGACAAUCAUCGCUGGUGUCCCUAUUGGAAAUCUAGAGGUUACUGUACUAAUGCUAAACACGCUAACUACAUGAAAAGAUCGUGUCAAAAGAGCUGCAAUUGCAAAAAAAGCUCUCAAUGUAAAGAUAAAUUCCAAGACUGCCAAACGUGGAAACAGCGUGGUUACUGCAACAAUCAGAGCAAAUACAGCGCUUACGUAAGAGUUUACUGUAAAACAAGUUGCAACUCGUGUUAAAGCUCCAAUGUUUUGAUAUUGACGUUCAUUUUUUUAUAUUUUUUAUGACUUUUGACAUCAAUAAAUACAAAUGAAUAAAAAAUA